Rotaria socialis is the source of this 1311-nucleotide messenger RNA. The record is from the annotation of a GenBank genome assembly. Lineage: Eukaryota; Metazoa; Rotifera; Eurotatoria; Philodinida; Philodinidae.
AUGUCUGAUAUUAUACAAUUCGAUUACAAAAAACAUUGGACUGAAGAAGAAAUUAUUUUUGAAAAACCACGCAGCGGGGAUAAAUCGCUGGGAUUCACUAUCGUCGGAGGAAUUGACGAACCUUUCCGUCAUCGCCAUUUCACAUCAAUCAUUAUCACAAAUGUAAAUGAGAAAAACCUUUCGCACAGAAACAAGCCUUUAGAAGUAUACGAUGUAAUAUUAAGAAUGAAUAGUAUCGAUUUUACGAAUAUUAAGCAUCAAAAUGCUGUUCAAGCAUUGAAAGAAUCCGGUCCAAUAGUUAAAUUGCUGAUACGUCGUCUGUCGCUAUCGAAUAGCGAAGAAAUCGAACUAGAGCACAAUGGAAAACUAGGCUUUACCAUUGUAGGUGGCUUGGGCCAAGAAUAUUUUCAAGAUGAUCAUGGCAUAUUUAUCACGAAUAUACUGAAUUAUCAAACAAAAAAGCAGCUAGAUAUAGGUGAUCGAUUAUUACAAAUUUCAUCCAUGUUCAAUACUUACGAUUUGCGAUUCGUUACACACGAAAUGGCAAAACAAUACAUAGCCUUAGCUUGUAAAGAAAGUAAAACUAUCAAGUUAUAUGUAGGUCACACAAGACCUAAUGUUGGAACGCAAGUUUCAAUGAAUCUAAUUCAGCUGGAAAAACACGGUUGGACGAAGUGUUCACCUUUUGUCUUUAAUAGGCAAAAUCAAAAGACAAAUUUACAUCAGAGGCGACAAGAUCUUCUUGCCUCGAAAUAUGAAGAUGCUACUGAAACAAAAGACUUCAAUUCUUCAAUGGUAUCUUCUAAAAAUCAAAGCACACAAGCUGACUAUCAUAAUAGACUAUACAGCACAAUCGGAACCUCGACGGAAGAAUUAAUAGUGCCAUUUGAUUUUGAAGAUUGUGAGAGAUACGAGAGGCGUAACAAAGUCCAUAAAAAUCGUUUGUUAAAUGAUCAAAGCAUUAAACUUACAAAAGUUCUAUCUCCAAUACAACAAGAACAACCAACGACUAUCAGGUCAACACUGUCAGCGACAACAACAGAAUUGAAAUCGAAUCAUGAAGCAAAUACUGACAUUGAACAAUUAGAAACUACAAUUCGACGUGAACAUGUUAAAUUGAAUGGCACAUCACAGGGGCCUUCUAUUGAUCAAAGGUCUAUUCAACAACAGAAACUGAAUCAGGCAGUGAUACUCGAGGCUAAAGCAGAAAAACAAAGACGUCAAGAAAGUAAGGUGGCUCAAAAAGCACGCCUAGCGAGACAAGGAAUAACGACGGAUGGAUACAGUGCAUUGAGAUGGCAAUUUGAUUGA